UCCUGUUAGUGUCUGGCUCUGUGGCAGGGCUGCUAUUUGUUGCAGUUGGCUACGCCCUCCUGCUCACCAAAAACAGCCUCAAAAACAACCAUUUCCUCUCUGCUGAGAGACAGGGAAACUGGAGCUCACACACAUACGCGCAUACACACGUUUCCUUGUGGCAGUCGUUCUGCUUUUCAGGAUCUGCCAUUUGUAGCAGAGGUACCAAGACGGGACAGGCAGCAGAGAGGUGGCCAAACCCACAUUGCUUCCACAACCCUGCUCCUCCAUCAGACUGGCUCCCACAGCCCAUUCUGAGGAGUGUGACCCAGCUGAUUCCCACGCUGUGCCUGCCUCCUGAGUUACUGUCCGUUUUCCACUGCUGUAGGCAAGAGGCACUGUGGACACAGCCUCCCUGGCCUCUGCUCCAAAGAAGACGCCCACUUACAACUCUGGAUUCUUGCUGGUGCAGCCAGUGCCCCAGAUUUCUCCCUGGAAUGGGUCUUGGGGAGACCAGCUUCAGCACAGGCUUGUCCCUGCUCCAGGCUCAAGAGGCAGGAUAAGACAGGGCUGUGAGUAGCUCGCUUGGACCUGUCCCAUGGGCUUCUCCCCGUACCUCCGACAUUCUCAUGUGCCUGGCUGGAGCUGCUGCAUAGCUUCUCAAGGAUGAGUGGUGAUGUUCUCUAGCCACCCCUAGCAGCAUCUUGGCUUUCUCUGGAUGCACAGCGGCUGACUGGGACUUGGGACUUUCUCCGAGAUAGACAGUACUGGCAGUCAGAUAUGACUGUCCAGAAGCUUGUGGCCACAGCUGUGCUGGUGGCCCUGGUCUCCCUCAUCCUCAACAACGCAGCAGCCUUUACCCCCAACUGGGUGUACCAGACACUGGAGGAUGGACGCAAGCGGAGUGUGGGGCUGUGGAAGUCCUGCUGGCUGGUGGACAAGGGUAAAGGAGGCACAAACCCUGGGACUCGAACUGGACAGGUGGACACCCAUGACUGUGAGGUGCUAGGAUGGGGCUCUGAAUCAGCAGGUUUCCAGGAGUCCCGAGGCACUGUCAAACUACAGUUUGACAUGAUGCGUGCUUGCAACCUGGUGGCCACAGCCGCACUUGCUGUGGGUCAGAUCACCUUCAUCCUUGGGCUGACGGGCCUGCCCCUGAUGUCACCAGAGUCCCAGUGCUGGGAGGAGGUCAUGGCUGCUGCAUUCCAGCUGGCAAGCUUUGUGCUGGUCAUCGGACUGGUGACCUUCUACAGAAUUGGCCCUUACACCAACUUAUCUUGGUCUUGCUACCUGAACAUUGGUGCCUGCCUGUUGGCCACCCUGGCGGCUGCAAUGCUCAUCUGGAACAUUCUUCACCGGAGGGAGGACUGCAUGGCACCCCGGGUGAUCGUCAUCAGCCGUUCUCUCACAGCACGGUUUCGCCGUGGCUUGGAUAAUGACUAUGUGGAGUCUCCAUGCUGACAGCACCCUUAUGGGGACUCUCUAUGAAUAACCACUAUAACGCUGCCGUAGUCUAGAAACCGGUAGACUGUUCCAGGCCCUGCUUGUGCAGAGGUGUGGGGCAAGUCUGGGCUACCUAUAUAUACAUAUGUAUGAUACUCAUGUACAUUUAUUAUGUUACAUAUGAAUAUAUUAUGUGUCUCUGUGUCAUUGUGUCACCCUACUUCUGACACGAUCUUCCUUGGCCAGCAUAGCAUGGCUUCACAUCAUGCAAGUUUCAAAGGUGGAAACUAGAAACUGAGGCAGGGAAGGAGGCAGUGUGGGGCACCUUGCUCCCCCCUCCAUUUGGGGUUAAUUUAUUCUCCAUCUACUAGGAUGGUAUCCCCAGUUACUUUUACACAAUGCAGAACAUCCAGGAAUCUUCAUGAAGGGUCUGAUAGUCCUUGAAUAAAACAGACCUUAGAACAGGUGGUACCGGUUUCACGCCAGAGUCAGGUUAAGAGCGUACGUUUUACUCCUGAUUAUUUGUCUAAGUUAAAAUAAACACAAGUCUCUGAACUGA
Molecule: messenger RNA, 1981 nt
Organism: Grammomys surdaster
Lineage: Eukaryota; Metazoa; Chordata; Mammalia; Rodentia; Muridae
Gene: Tmem204
Product: transmembrane protein 204
Exons: 3
Coding region: 760-1440 (226 amino acids)
Source: RefSeq, a predicted model, not a curated record